Humulus lupulus (European hop) is the source of this 1031-nucleotide messenger RNA. RefSeq lists its product as uncharacterized. NCBI's taxonomy places the organism in Eukaryota, Viridiplantae, Streptophyta, Magnoliopsida, Rosales, Cannabaceae. The coding region runs from base 28 to 867 and encodes 279 amino acids. The transcript is spliced from 8 exons. The record is from RefSeq and is a predicted model, not a curated record.
GUCAUAACAUGGGGUCAAAGCUUUUCCAUGAACAAAAGGAACCUUGUUAAAAUUAUCUUCUGCAAAAAGAAAGUCUCUUUCUACAGGCUAGGAUUAUACAAAGUGAAAUCAAGCUUCAUGGACGAUGGUCUUGGGAAGAUAAAGAUUAUUCCAGAUCACUUUACACCUUCAGAAUCCAGUUUGGAAUCUCCUCAAAGCAGUCCUUCUCCUUCAUCUAUUUUAAGGCCAAGGAUUGAUAGUUCAUUGAGGUCUCAUAGUCGUUUGAGUACACGGAGAAGAUUUAGGAGUGCUGCAUACAUGUUGAACUUGUUUAGUCUAAGGGGACUCCCAUGGAGUUCUGAUGCAGAUGGUGAAAAAAAGGUUGAGCUUACUGCUGCAGAACUUGAAUCACUACGGUCAGAGCUUGCUGAAAUAGAAGAGAGGGAAGCUCAUUUAAAAGCUCAGUUGGAACAUGUUGAUGAGGUUCUGCGGUCAGCUCGUCUUACUGGCUAUUUAUACAUAAGAACGAGAUGGGAAGCACUACCAGGAGAACCUCCAAUCGACGACUUUGAGGUUGAUGAUUGGCUUCCACGUUUUGUUGUCCUGCACGGAGUAUGUCUCUUCUUCUAUCUUUAUUCCACAGAUCUGAGUCCUCAGGACUCCACCCUGUUAUCUGAUGUUAUUAAAAUAGGUUCCUUGCCGAGCUUUGUUCGAGAGGGAGAAGGAACAGUAUAUGCCUUUUACAUCUUAAGUCGCCAAGGCUUGCGAAUCGAAUGUUCAAGCAGUUCUAAGAUCAAGGUAGAUUCCUGGCUGUUAGAAUUACAAAAAGACUGCAAAGUGGAUUUUGAUACUGAACCUCCCAAUGAAAUAUCAGAUGGUAAAAAGUGAUUUUUUUACUCCUUUUUUAACUGUAACCUGUAACCUGUAGAUAGGUGAGUUAGAUUUAUGUCUGAACUAGUUAAUUGAAUGUCAAUAUAAGGAUAACUCAUUCAUUAUGUCUCUUGUACAUGAAAUAUCAUUAAAUUGAAGAACAAGAAGGUUGUCUUUUCUCA